AUGGGGGGAGAAUUUCCCAGACCUGUGCGAUGGCGUCAGAUACAGUGUCACAGCCUCAGUGUGGACUUCGUCGAGGACUGUACUGAGAAGGUCGAGCGCGCUACCAACCACAUCUACAAUGCUGGGUGCGAAGAAGAAGAAGGGGAGGACGAAAUCUACGACGGGUCUUCUAACGAGACAUCUGUACAUGAGAGCGAUAUCGACUUCAUUGACGAUGACGAUGACGAUGACGAUGACGAUGGUGAUGAUGAUGAAGAAGAUGGACGCUCGGAUGAAGCCUCUUCAACGUAUGAGCUGGCUUCGUCAUCUCAAAGUGAAUCUAGUGGCUGGUCGACCGACAGUGAGAUUGAUCUUGGCCUACCGAUUGUUGCUGCCGCGUCCGAUGAGCAAGAUAUACAGUUUGCUCGUAGACAAUCUCGCCCCAGACUCACAAAAGCCCUAAAGUCUCUGGCGAUCACCAGCGAUAGCGACGCAAACGAUAUAGACACAUCAAAGAAUUUGUAA
Messenger RNA from Lithohypha guttulata, 504 nucleotides. RefSeq lists its product as uncharacterized. The record is from RefSeq and is a predicted model, not a curated record. Lineage: Eukaryota; Fungi; Ascomycota; Eurotiomycetes; Chaetothyriales; Trichomeriaceae. Bases 1 to 504 code for a protein of 167 amino acids. The transcript has a single exon.